Messenger RNA from Pseudonaja textilis, 1206 nucleotides. It is a transcript of the gene FOXF2, whose product is annotated as forkhead box F2. NCBI's taxonomy places the organism in Eukaryota, Metazoa, Chordata, Lepidosauria, Squamata, Elapidae. Gene Ontology annotation, molecular function: DNA-binding transcription factor activity, RNA polymerase II-specific; RNA polymerase II cis-regulatory region sequence-specific DNA binding. Gene Ontology annotation, cellular component: nucleus. Gene Ontology annotation, biological process: animal organ morphogenesis; regulation of transcription by RNA polymerase II. The record is from RefSeq and is a predicted model, not a curated record.
GCCUCCAUGAGCUCCGAGAUCGGGGCCCCGGUGCCUCGCAGCCCGGCCUUGAUGAACCAGCCGCCGCCUCCGCUGCCUCCCUCCGCCCUGGAGACGUCCAGCACGGGCAGCAGCACCUCUACAACCCCCGGCGGCGGCGGCGGCGGCGGUGGAGGCAACAACUCGGGCGGCUGCGCUUCCGCCUCCGCGCCCUCCAAACCCAAGAAGGCCAGCUCGGGGCUGCGGCGUCCGGAGAAGCCGCCUUACUCCUACAUCGCGCUGAUCGUGAUGGCCAUCCAGAGCUCGCCUUCCAAGCGGCUGACGCUGAGCGAGAUCUACCAGUUCCUGCAGGCCCGCUUCCCUUUCUUCCGCGGCGCCUACCAAGGCUGGAAGAACUCGGUGCGGCACAACCUCUCCCUCAACGAGUGCUUCAUCAAGCUGCCCAAAGGGCUGGGCCGGCCGGGCAAGGGUCACUACUGGACCAUCGACCCAGCCAGCGAGUUCAUGUUCGAGGAAGGCUCCUUCCGACGACGCCCGCGGGGCUUCCGAAGGAAAUGCCAGGCGCUCAAGCCCACCAUGUACCACCGCAUGGUCAACGGGCUCAGCUUCCUCCCGCAGGGCUUCGACUUCCAAGCCGGGCCGGCCGCCCCUCUGGGCUGCCACCCCAGCGGCUACAACCCUCUGGACGUCAUGCAGGCCGGCGCUGCCUACGACGCCCACCACGUCCCGCACAUGUCGCCUAACCCGGGCUCCACGUACAUGGCCAGUUGCCCGGUGCCGUCCAACGGGCCGGAUUACGGGCCGGAUAGCAGCAGCAGCCCAGUGCCUUCCUCGCCUGCCAUGGCCAGCGCCAUCGAGUGCCACUCGCCCUACGGCAGCCCUGCCGGACACUGGACCGCCUCGGCGGCCUCGCCCUAUCUCAAGCAGCAGGCCCUGCAGCCGCCGCCGCCGCCGCCGCCGCCCGCCGCCGCCCCUGCCGGCAUCCACUCGGGAAUGGCCUCCUAUUCGCUGGAGCAGAGCUACCUGCACCAAAACGGCAGGGAAGACCUCUCAGUGGGCCUGCCUCGGUACCAGCACCACCCCAGCCCGGUGUGCGACCGGAAGGAUUUCGUCCUCAAUUUCAACGGCAUCUCGUCCUUCCACCCAUCGGCCAGCAGCUCUUACUACCACCACCAUCACCACCACCACCAAACCGUCUGCCAGGACAUCAAGCCCUGUGUGAUGUAA